Messenger RNA from Letharia lupina, 696 nucleotides. RefSeq lists its product as uncharacterized. Bases 1 to 696 code for a protein of 231 amino acids. The transcript is spliced from 3 exons. The record is from RefSeq and is a predicted model, not a curated record. Lineage: Eukaryota; Fungi; Ascomycota; Lecanoromycetes; Lecanorales; Parmeliaceae.
AUGGCGCUUCGCAACCAUGUCUGUUCACCGACAGGAUUGCAGAAUAUCAAGAGCCUGAAUACUAGCAAUACUCAAAGUAAAGCAAGCUCUCGGUCGAUCUCCCACACAGAGGCCAGAUUUGGUGCGACGCUCAGUAAGACACUGGAACGAUUCAAGGCGCAAGAUCUUGGCAAGGCGUACAGGACGAGGCCUUCACGCAAUGGUAGUCAGACGCAGUCGAGGACUAGGGCAGAAGAUGCUGCAGAGGUAUUCAAUGCGUUCAUGAGCUCAGAUUGUGGGGACAGCGACGAGAGCGAGGACGAGCCUCUUCUACAUCGAAAGAUUUCUGCGGAUAGGAUAGACCAGCACAAAGCGGCGAACAAGGCCACAAACCCCUCGACUCGUUUACGAGCUGGUGCAACAUCCGGCAGAAAACGUGCAAAGACAGCCGGUGGUGACUCAGCGUUGAUCGUUCUGGCGGUCGAUGACCAGGCUAUCAAAAAGGAGCAUAGCCCCAGUCUUUCGCUAUUUCCAGAACAGUCAGAGCAUCACCCAAGCCCAAGGACUCUCGUUGUUACUCCUGAAGCCGAGCAAGUCCCAAACUUUGGGACCGAGACCAUUGCAACGCCCAAGAGAUCCAGCUCAGCUCCGCUCGUCACACCUCCUACUAUCACCAAGCGCCUUCGCCUUACGGAUGAGAACUUGGAGCACUUGUGA